AUGGAAAAUGUUGUCGAUGUUGAGUAUUCGCCUAGUUUGUGGUCCUAUAAUAGUCUGCUUCUGGUCUGCUUAUUAACGACUAGUGUGAACAGCUUGGCCUGUCUGCGAGACAACCUCAGGAUCCCUGUUCUUGAAAACAAGGGAGUAGAACUGCUGAAAAAAGGCGGUGCGGUUGUCUUCCCUGGAUUUUUCCAUUGAAACCUUGUAACUGUGACUGACGAAAGGGAGGAGCGGCUUAACCAGAACGCGAAAUGGCUUGCAGAACGGUUUCAAGGUCGUUGAGAUGAAGAUCUGUCAGGAGAUUACUGCUUGUGAUUGAGCCGAGAAGAUACAACUCAACAUAAAAGUCUCCCGAAAUAUUAUUUUCUUUUGCUG
Acanthoscelides obtectus is the source of this 375-nucleotide messenger RNA. The record is from the annotation of a GenBank genome assembly. Lineage: Eukaryota; Metazoa; Arthropoda; Insecta; Coleoptera; Chrysomelidae.